Messenger RNA from Impatiens glandulifera, 498 nucleotides. Its product is annotated as glutamic acid-rich protein-like. The record is from RefSeq and is a predicted model, not a curated record. The transcript has 3 exons. Bases 1 to 498 code for a protein of 165 amino acids. NCBI's taxonomy places the organism in Eukaryota, Viridiplantae, Streptophyta, Magnoliopsida, Ericales, Balsaminaceae.
AUGAACAAGAAGAAGAAUGAUGAGGUGAUGAACAAGAGGAAGAAUGAUGAGGAGAUGAAGAAGAGGAAGCAAGAUGAUGUUGUUGAGAUUAAGAGAAAGAAGAAUGAGAGGAAGGAGAGGCUGACAAAGUUGGCAAAGAAGAGGAAGGCUGAUGAGUUGGCCAUUAAAAGGAAGGCGGAUGAGAAUAAAAGGAAGGCGAAUGAGUUGGCCAAGAAGAGGGAAUUGGCCAAGAAGAGGAAGGCGACCAAGGACGAGGAAGAGGAAAAGGAGGAGGAGGAGGAGAAUGAAGAGGAGAAUGAGGAGGAGGACAAGGAGGACGAGGAUGACGAGGAGGAAGAGGAGGACGAGGAGGACGAGGAGAAUGACGAGGAGGACGAGGAGAUAAAUGCAAUAUGUUACCUAAUGAAACGAAGGGUUGCAGUGUUCCCUAAAACAUAUCCAAUGAAUUUCUCAAUUGCUGACUCUCAUCUCAUAGAACUCCACAACACAAUGGUGUGA